CUGAUUGAGGGGAAACGAGGGCAAAAACAAUACCAAAAACGUACUUUCUAUUGAUAUCAAUUUUUUUGUCGUGUAUUCUUGUAAAUAUUAAUUUUCUUUCGCACAUUUUCUGGAAUUGCAUUUGCUUGUAGGGAGAAUUUUGUGAUUUUGAAUUCCGUCCCAAAGUUAAUUUCUCCUCUCUGCGGCACCUAGAUCGCUUCUCCAGCUGUUCGGCAGAGGCGCUGCGGGCGUUCCCAAGAAAAGCGGGUGUAGAUUUCUAACCACAUUUAUUGUUGUGAUUCCGUGUAAACUCGCCACGCGAUGGAUCUGGACAUGAAGAAUUGGUUCAGCGAAGUUAACGCGCUAUGGCCGGGACAGUGCAUGUCGCUGAAGGUGAAGAAGCUGCUGUGGGAGGAGAAGUCAAAAUACCAGCAAAUCUGCAUCUUCGAAUCGGAAUCCUACGGCCGUGUGCUGACGCUGGACGGUAUUAUUCAGUGCACGGAGAGGGAUGAGUUUGCGUAUCAGGAGAUGAUCUCCUUCCUGCCACUCUGUUGCCAUCCGGAACCCAGGAAAGUACUGAUUGUUGGCGGCGGUGACGGCGGAGUGGCCAGAGAAGUGGUGAAGCAUCCUCUGGUGCAGGAAGUGUACCAGGUUGAGAUUGACGACCGGGUAGUGGAGCUAUCCAAGGAGUUCCUGCCCUUCAUGGCGUGCGGCUUCCAGUCGCCGAAGCUCAAUCUCACCAUUGGCGAUGGCUUUGACUUCAUGAAGAACCACGUGGGCGAGUUCGAUGUCAUAAUCACGGACAGCAGUGAUCCCGUGGGGCCGGCGAUCUGCCUCUUCCAGGAGUCCUACUUCAGCCUCAUGAAGCGCGCCCUCCGGCCGGGUGGCAUCGUGUGCUCCCAGGGCGGCACGUACUGGACGGAGAUGAAGCAGGUGCAGGACACCCUGACGCACUGCCGCAGCCAAUUCCCCGUCGCCGGAUAUGCAAUCUCCACGGUGCCCACUUACCCAUGCGGGCAGAUUGGAUAUGUGAUUGGCUCUCUCAACGAGGCCACAAAUCUCCGGGAGCCCGUCGUGACGUUCACGGAUGCGGAGCUGGAGAAGAUGCAGAUGCGCUACUACACCUCAGACGUCCAUCGCGCGGCCUUCACUCUGCCCAGGUACGCUGCCAAUGCGCUCAAGUGAUCCGGCGCAUGCAUUCCCGGACACGUCCUUCAACACAAUCCAUGAGAGAGAAUAUUUU
Molecule: messenger RNA, 1222 nt
Organism: Phlebotomus argentipes
Lineage: Eukaryota; Metazoa; Arthropoda; Insecta; Diptera; Psychodidae
Gene: SpdS
Product: spermidine synthase
Exons: 3
Coding region: 301-1164 (287 amino acids)
Biological process (GO): spermidine biosynthetic process
Cellular component (GO): cytosol
Molecular function (GO): spermidine synthase activity
Source: RefSeq, a predicted model, not a curated record